Suillus subalutaceus is the source of this 225-nucleotide messenger RNA. RefSeq lists its product as uncharacterized. The transcript is spliced from 2 exons. The record is from RefSeq and is a predicted model, not a curated record. The coding region runs from base 1 to 225 and encodes 74 amino acids. NCBI's taxonomy places the organism in Eukaryota, Fungi, Basidiomycota, Agaricomycetes, Boletales, Suillaceae.
AUGACAUCUGCUACGAAAUCUGUGCUACAUGUCCUUUUUCUCCCAACGUCUUUCAAGAGCAAUGCUUACCAAGGCACCGGUGCUCCAGAAGAAGUGCUCAAGGCAAGUGCACUCUACCGCGAGUAUGAUAUUGUUAACACAGAGAUACCAAGUACGAUGACAGACGCUGCCGACGCGCAGUUAGGCCACAGACUUGGUGUAUACGACAGAGUCCGCAACAUAUAA